Messenger RNA from Alternaria alternata, 1260 nucleotides. RefSeq lists its product as hypothetical. Gene Ontology annotation, cellular component: oligosaccharyltransferase complex. The transcript is spliced from 2 exons. Lineage: Eukaryota; Fungi; Ascomycota; Dothideomycetes; Pleosporales; Pleosporaceae. The record is from RefSeq and is a predicted model, not a curated record. The coding region runs from base 29 to 1021 and encodes 330 amino acids.
ACCAUCCCACCCGCUUCCCAACAACACAAUGCGGUGGCUAAACCUCCUCACGGCCUCGCUGCUGCCCUUCACAGCUCUCGCAGCCAAGAAACCGACCGGCGACCGCUUCAAUGACGCCCGCGCCAAAUCGCUAUCCAUCGGCCAUCCACUCAAGCUCGACGAUGCAAGCUAUGCGCAAUUGACAAAGUCUCCGCGUGACUACGGCGUCGCUAUACUGCUGACAGCCUUGGAGCCGCGUUUCGGUUGCAUGCUAUGCCGGGAUUUCCAGCCAGAGUGGGAUUUGCUGGGUAAGAGUUGGAUGAAAGGUGACAAGAACGGUGCGACAAGACUUGUAUUCGGAACCUUGGAUUUCGUAGAUGGCAAGAACGUUUUCCAGUCGAUGAUGCUGCAAACCGCCCCCGUCCUCCUCUACUUCCACCCCACCGUCGGCACCCACGCAAAACCAGAUGCCUCACCCGUCCGCUUCGACUUCACCGCCGGUCCCCAGACCGCAGAACAAAUUCACGCCUGGAUCUCACGACAAGUCCCUGCUGAACUGCCCAAGCCUGCUGUCUCGCGCCCCAUCAACUGGAUCAAGAUCAUCACCGUCACCACCGUUGUGCUUGGUGGCAUCACCGCUGUCUCCGUUGCAUGGCCUUAUUUCGUUCCCCUGCUGCAGAACCGCAAUCUGUGGGCUGCUGUCUCCCUUAUUGCCGUCUUGCUCUUCACGUCUGGCCACAUGUUCAAUCACAUUCGUAAGACGCCGUAUGUUGUUGGUGAUGGCAAAGGUGGUAUGAGCUAUUUCGCUGGUGGCUUCAGCAACCAGUAUGGUCUCGAGAGCCAGAUUGUUGCUGCCAUCUACGGUGUACUUGCUUUCGCGGCCAUCUCCCUUGCCAUCAAGGUUCCUAGGAUUAAGGAUGCGCGUACGCAGUCUUUUGCGGUGUUCUUGUGGACCGGUGUGCUGUUUGGUAUGUACAGUUUCUUGCUGAGUGUCUUCAGGUUGAAGAAUGGUGGGUACCCGUUCUAUCUGCCUCCUUUCUAGAUGAAAGGUGAUGGGUGAAGAAGAAGGAGUUGCAGGGACUUCUCAAUCGGUGAGAGACCAGAGUAUAGAGUUGGAAACUCAUACUACCUGCAAGGGUAUAUCAUUCCAAUGGUGCCAAAAACCUGAGCUCACGGCUUGAGCUCGAUGUAUACUUUGUAUGAUAAAAAGUAAUCUGUGAAAGCUGGCGUUCAUGAAGUAGAUGUCAAUUCAAACGUCAAUAUCAUAUGUCCCACAGCUCU